AUGGCUCCCAUGGCUGCACCGUCGCAUCACCAUCGCAGUACGACCAAAAAAGACAAGAAAGGCUUCAAGUCUCGCCAUGCCACCAAGGGUGCGCUCAAGGAGCAGAGCAAGGGCAAGGUGAAUUCUCUCUCGUUCGAGUUUGGCAGUCGCAAGACGCCUCACCAGCAAGUCAUGUCUAAAUUCGACCGCCGCAACCGCGCGAAGCAAAUGCGCCUCAACAAGGACCACGAACACGCAAAGUCGACCAACGUUUUCGCCGGCAAGGAUGGAGCCCCAAGAAUCGCUGCUAUUAUUCCACUAUGUGCCGAUGUUUCCACAGCAGAUGCUGCACGCGCUUUGAAUGCGAGUGUCGACGUUGAGGACGAGGUUCCCGAGGCGGGCUGGACACGCACAACCGUCGACCGCUUCAAGCAAAAGGUGCAAUACCUGACAGUCAAGAGAGACUUGCUAGCCGCUCUGGAUGCUUGCCGUGUCGCCGAUUUUGUAGUCUUUGUACUAUCCGCAAAUGAAGAGGUGGAUGCUGAGGGCGAGUUGAUACUCAAAUCAGUGGAGAGCCAGGGCAUCUCCAACACCUUUACAGUUUGCCAGGGACUAGACAAGGUCGAACCCGCCAAGCAAAGGCCUUCGGUCGUUUCAUCUCUCAAAUCCUACAUCACCCACUGGUUGCCAUCCACUGAGCGCGUCUACUCGCUCGACAACCGCCAAGAAGCCGCAAAUCUCGUUCGAUCGCUAUGCACAACCACCACCAAGGGCGUUCGAUGGAGAGACCAGAGGAGUUACAUGUUUAUUGAAGAUAUUGCGUGGCCUGGUGGAAAGUCCGCCGUCAAUGAGGACGGCACUGGUGAAGUCGUCAUCACUGGAGUUGUUCGAGGCCUGGGACUCAAGGCCGACAGGCUGGUGCAGGUUGGAGAUUGGGGUGACUUCCAAGUCGACAAGAUUGUAGCUGCCCCUCUUGAGACGAGGAAGAAGAGGGAAGAUGAGAUGGCCGUUGACUCGGAAGUUGACGACACUCUGGAACGCCCCACCGAGGACCAAGAUGAUCUCGCUGAGCUGGCGCCAGAGGAGACGCUCAUGGACGACGUGACCAACUAUGCCACAUCUGUUGCACCAUCUGAACGCAAGGGUGUCUUAAUUGAUGACCACCACUACUUCUCAGACGAGGAAGAAGAAGUUGCUCCUACGAAGCGGAGACGAUUGCCCAAGGGUACUAGUGACUACCAAGCUGCAUGGUACCUAGACGGCAUGUCAGAUUCUGGAUCAGACUUUGAAGACUUUGACGACAUGGAGGACCAAGAAGAUGGCCAGAGCCAACCUGCGCAUCCUGCCGAUGGUGAGGAGGGCAUGGACAAAGAUGAGGCCGAACAGAUUGAGGCAUACCGAAAGUCGAGGAAAACAGAAGAGGCUGAUGAUCUGGAGUUCCCCGAUGAGAUCGAACUGCCCCCAAAUGUCAAUGCGCGAGAGCGUCUCCUUCGUUACCGAGGGCUGAAGAGUCUGAAGAUGAGCAAAUGGGAGACGGAGGAGGAUCGACCAUAUGAGCCAGAAGAGUGGCAACGGUUACUUGAGAUUGCCGACUACAAACGUACAGCUACAAAGUUCAUGCGCGAAGCAUGGGCUGGUGGUGUCAAGCCAGGAACCCGGGUCAGCGUACACAUUCGCGGUGUCCCACUACAAUUCCAAGAGAGCCAGUCGCGACCAAUUGCCAUGUUCUCGCUCCUCCGCCACGAGCACAAACGCGCAGCCUGCAACUACAGCAUCCUGCUAAGCUCCGAGCACGAAUCACCAAUCAAGUCAAAGACGGAGCUGAUCGUGCAAUGUGGCCCAAGGCGAAUGGUCAUCAACCCUGCCAGUCUGCAAUCGCCUCCUUCAUCGGCCCCCUAA
Messenger RNA from Pyrenophora tritici-repentis Pt-1C-BFP, 1878 nucleotides. NCBI's taxonomy places the organism in Eukaryota, Fungi, Ascomycota, Dothideomycetes, Pleosporales, Pleosporaceae. The record is from RefSeq and is a predicted model, not a curated record.